UGCCCUGCGGUGGCCGGAAGCUGCGGAAGGGUCAGCGCGAGGGGCCGCAGCGGGAUCCCGGAAGCGGCGCGGGGCCGGGCGGAUGGCGUCGGAGUCGGGGGCCCAGCCGCCGGGGGGAGGCCCGAGCCGGCACGAGAAGAGCCUGGGCCUCCUCACCACCAAGUUCGUGUCUCUGCUGCAGGAGGCCAAGGACGGCGUGCUCGACCUCAAGCUGGCUGCGGAUACUCUGGCUGUGCGGCAGAAGCGGCGCAUUUAUGACAUCACAAAUGUACUUGAAGGCAUUGGGCUGAUUGAGAAGAAGUCCAAGAACAGUAUUCAGUGGAAAGGAGUAGGCCCUGGCUGCAACACUCGCGAAAUUGCCCACAAGUUGAUUGAACUGAAGGCAGAGAUUGAGGAUCUGGAGCAGCGGGAGCGGGAGCUGGAACAGCAGAAGAUAUGGGUACAGCAAAGCAUCAAAAAUGUUACAGAUGAUGUGCAGAACAGUCGGUUAGCUUAUAUAACUGAUGAGGAUCUCUGCAAAUGCUUCCCAGGUGACACGCUGCUAGCCAUUCGGGCCCCAUCAGGCACUCAAUUAGAAGUUCCCGUCCCUGAGGGCUUGAAUGGCCAGAAGAAAUACCAAAUCCACCUGAAAAGUACAAGCGGUCCGAUUGAUGUCCUGCUUGUCAACAAAGAUGCCUGGAGUUCUCCUCCAGUAGUGCUUCCUGUCCCUCCCCCCGAAGACCUCAUCCAGUGCCAGCUGGUCACCCCUUCCAAGCCUCAGAGGCCACCCCUCGUCCACUCUGUUCCCAGUCGUACCCAGCCUUCUGCGCCCGUCCCCAGCAGCACACAAGACCAUGUCUGUGCGGCCCUGAAAACAGCUGGUGCCACAGAAAGCGCCAUCUCGAUAGCAGAAUCCAAAAACAUUGGGGAGCUGGACCCUCUCACUCCCCCGGCAGCUCCCGUCAUCUCCCCUGCUGGGCUGGAUACACAGCCCCUCCAGUCGUCCGCCUCGCUAGACAGUGGCUCUGUCCUGCCCAGCCCCUCUACCUCUUUUCAGCUGAUCAAACCAGACCCCACAGAAAUACUAGAACUUCCUAAAGAGCUUUCAGAGAUGUUUGAACCAGACAGAGAAUGCAUGAAUUCGGAGCUGUUAGAAGAGCUAAUGUCAUCUGAAGUGUUUGCCCCCUUGCUUCGCCUCUCCCCCCCUCCCAGUGACCACGACUAUAUCUACAACCUGGAUGAGAGCGAAGGCGUGUGCGACCUCUUUGAUGUGCCUAUCCUCAACCUCUGACUCCUGGGCCGAAUACUUUGGAAGUACUGUGGGUUUUUUUUUCCUUUUAGAAAGCCACCCUGUCUUUUGAAAAGACAAACAAGCCUGUUUUUUAUUAUUAUUAUUUUCUUUUUAUGCUUCCGUGACACAUCGACCUGCUGGGUCUCAAGACUUCAAAAUGAAGAGGGAUGGACUUCCGAACUGGCAUCCUCCAGCUCUCUCCCUCCCGUGUUGGAUAGGCCAAGUCCUUUGGUUUGACCUCAUUCUCUCCUACCUGUCCUGUCACUGGAUCCUGGGGCUAUUGCUGUUGAAACUUCCUGAAUGGCGAACGUUCUUCCUCAAGUCCAUGGACCUGUUUGAGCUUCCUUGUGCUGCUUUGGUACAGGGGAAAGCAAAACCACUGCAUCAACUCAGUGGAUUGGUUUUACACACGGAAAGGUGCUUAGGAAAAUUGGCAUUUCACGUCUCAGCCUCCUUUGUGUAUCUUAAAGCAUCAUGAUCCUGCAAGCUCUCCUCUAGCAAUGUUCAAAAACAAAGCAAUGAAGCAUG
This is a messenger RNA of Anolis sagrei ordinatus, 1798 nucleotides long. RefSeq names its product E2F transcription factor 4 (gene E2F4). Gene Ontology annotation, cellular component: RNA polymerase II transcription regulator complex. Lineage: Eukaryota; Metazoa; Chordata; Lepidosauria; Squamata; Anolidae. Gene Ontology annotation, molecular function: protein dimerization activity; DNA-binding transcription factor activity, RNA polymerase II-specific; RNA polymerase II cis-regulatory region sequence-specific DNA binding. Gene Ontology annotation, biological process: regulation of transcription by RNA polymerase II. The record is from RefSeq and is a predicted model, not a curated record.